AUGUCCUAUUUUAGAAUGACCGACGUUUUCGACGCCACAGGCCCCACUUCCGAGUUUGAAAUUGCCUUUUUCGGCUUCUCCGCUCUCGGUUUCAAUGAUUCAGGUGCUUUUAAUUCAGAAAAAAAAAAUUUCAUUCGUUUAAAUUAUUCCAGUGUACAACGCUGCGGUUGAGGCGUGGGAGACGGUUUGCACAGAGGAAUUCAAGAAUAAUCCCAAGUUGAAAGGGGUUGUUAAAUUUAAAAAACAACAAAAAAAUUUUGAAUUUCAGUUGCCGAAAGAUUUGCGUCUGAAUUUCGCCACAUUUCCUUUCAAAGACGCCCAAAUGAAGCACACUUUUGAGCGAUUUAUGGUUUAAAAUAGCAAUUUUCAAUAGAGUGAAUAUAUUUUUCAGCAUUUCUGCGCCACGACUCAUUUCCGAAUUCCGACUAGCGUUGUCCUUGAAGAACAUGUUAGUUUCCUGCUCAGAAAAUGAUGGAAAAAAAGUUUUUCAGCUUCAAAUGCACCGAACAAUGUGUGAGAUUGAGUCGGGGAAAAUGAGUAGCGAAGAUAUUUUGACGUGUAAUCAAGAGUACAAUCGUAUGCUGGAACAUGUUCGAGAGGUUGGUUUUCGAGAGUUGAACAUAUGAUAUCAAAUUUUCGCCUCGAGACCUUUGUAAAUUUUUUAAAGGCAUAGGGGCAGUAAAAAUUGGGGUUUCAGGUGAAAGCAGUAUCUUAUAUAGUUUUUCUUUGCGAAUCGAAUGGUGUACUCAAAACAAUUACAGGUGUGACAACUUUAGAAGAAAAACGCGAUUUUACUUUCCCGCCUUUAAUUUUGAAAAAAAGCUUUGGAUCGGUAUGCAGACAACUGUUUACAGUAGCAGUGCACGCGACGUUGCGGACGUCUCGUUAGACUCGCAUUUUGUGAGAAAUAACCGGAUUUCUGCUUAAAAUUAGGGGUUUCUUCUCUGAAAAAAAUCGAUUAAGAAAAACAGAAAAACACACAUUGAUAAUAAACAAAACACAAAAUAUCGCAAUCUCAAUCGAAACCUGUGUAAAAUCAUCAUUUUUUUCACCAGAAAAAGCAUUUUUUGCGAUCAAAGUUUGCAAUUUAUACAUGAAUAGAAAGCUUUUGUGACGAAAAGAACUUAGGUGACAACAGAAAAAAUUGAAAAUUGAAAGAAACGAAGAAAAAAGCGAAAAUCCGGAAGAUGGCGAAACCUGUUGUCCAUAGAGUAACUUUACUGCAAAGCGCCCUUUCCGCGGGAACUCAACCUUUCCUCUCUCCGACUUUGAAUUUAUUUUCUCCAAAACUAGGAACUUCUGUACGUUUCCAAGUUCACCGUUCGAUUCACAAUGAAAAACUCUACAAAAUACUGCUUUGAACUGAAACACCGUUUUUUACUGCCCCUAUGCCUUCAAUGCUCCUUUUUAUGAAAAAUAUCUAUGAACACUUUUGUCAAUUUUAGUGUUGAAAACUGCUCUUCACCGUUUCAGCAUGAACAAAUCCAAUAAUAUGGAAUAAAGAAGGUAAUUUGCAUCAAUUUGAAGCUUCGAACGAAGUUGGCGAAAUUGGACGACGAACUGGAGGAGUUGAACGCGACGAUCUCCGUUCUGCACCAUUUGGAGAAGGCCCGAGAGCAGUUGAAGUUUGCCGACUCGUCGCGGUUUUCGCCGAGUCCCAUCCUUCAACGCGACUCUCCUAUUUGAGGGCCUUUUUUCAUUUGUAAUUUUUUGGUCUGCUCAAGGUUUAGACAGUUUCAGAAAUUCAAAAACAGAAGUUUCUAGAAAAUAAUUUAUUAAGGUUUCAAAGUUCUUAAAGGUCCUAUGUACCUGAAUUCUGAGCGGUUCCAUAGUGUGGACGUUGAAAUUUACAUAUUUAGGUGGUUUUCGCUUUUUAAUACCACUUUCAAUCAAAAAUAAAACAUGAGGACCUUGCCAUAAGUUUUUUUUUUUCAUUUUAUGAAGAACCGUCCUAAUUGACUUUUGCUUCGCUUUUUUAAAAUUUCUACUUGUAUUCUAACUCUGGAUUUUUUAACCUCAAAUCUUUCUUGUCUAACUAUUUUCAAGCUUUCUUUUUUUCAACCCGUUUUUGUUCAUCAAGAUGCUAUUAUUUCAUGUAUUUCUUACACAAAAUGAUUUCAAGCGUAUAUUUUAAGAUAUUACUUUUUCCUAUGGAAUCUCCUUCUAACUAUCAGUCAAUGUGUACUUUUGAUCCUUCCGGCCAAGCUAAUUUUUCUGGAAUUCAGUUUUUCGUCGUCAAUAAAAUUGACUUUAUUUUCGACUUCCAAGCAUAUUUUUCGAGUUGAAUUUUUCCUUCCGAUUGAAUAUUUUCUAUUAAAAGAUCGUCAGAGUGAAGAAAAUAUGUUUUCAAAAAUCACCUCGUCGCAUUUGGAAUGGCUCUGAGAGCUGCGGUCACGUGGCAGUCAUUCAUGGUCGAAACGCGAAAAUCGGUUUUUGUCGGGCGCAUCUUCGUUAUAACCGGCAAAAAUGUAGUUCAAGACGAGGUUUUUUCAAAAUUCUUUUUUGGAAAGCUCAAAAAGAAAAUUAAAAACAAAAUUCCCGACUAUUUCUGUCACACAAAAGCGCUGGAAAGUGUUUCAGAGCAAAAGUAUUAAAUGAGAAAACAAGCAAAUCCAUCAAAAAGGGACGCCUCAAGGGAUUUGGCCGAGAGACAGACGAUUGUAUUUCACGCGAAGCAAUGACUUCCGACUGACGUUCGACCUCUUAUGAAGUUCUCAAUUUUUGAUGUUUCAUAUUUUCAGUGUUCCCUUAAAUGUUUCAUAAUUAAGGAAUUAAGGAUGUGAAAAACUAGUUGUGUACUUUACAAAAUAUUAAAUCGGUAAAAAUAUUUUAUUGAACAUUUUUCGCGCGUUUAUCAGCUUUCGUGAUUCUAGUAGUCACUUAAAAGAUAUGAUAAGUUAAAGUUUGUCAUAACUGAAUUAUUAUGUCUGAUUGCUGGAGAAAUACUUUGAAAAGCAACAUUUUUACUUUUUUCCCUAUCUGUUUCCAUUUUCAGCGUUUUCGAGAGAACUUUUUCUCGCCAAGUAUAUUACAGUUAAUCUUUCUCACGUCUUGAUCCUAUUGAACUUUUUUUUCAGACGUUUUUGAAUCUUUGAUUUCUUUAAAAGUAGUUCUAGGAAUUUCUUAUGAACAAAAAAAGGAAACCGAUUAAAAGUUAAGCUUUCUAUUCUGAAGAUUUAUGCAUGAAUAGAAGAAAGAAGAAUACCUAUCCGGGCAGAUUUCUAAAGAUUUUUUCUAGCUAUUCGAGGUUUAUUUCAAAGGAUCGAGAACACAUUUUUCUUACUUUUGAGUGAAAAACUAUGAUGGACUUGAUUUGAAGCUCUUUUUUCUGUCAGAAAGUAUAGAGGAACUUGGAUUGCCUCCAAAAUGCCUACAAAAAUGACAUCAAGCCCUACGGUAUUUUGGUUACGGUAAUAAUAAAGCUUCCAAAAGCUUGACUUUUCCAAGUUUUUUCAAAGCUUCAAUUAUUCUCAAUGACGUCAUUAUCUUCAAGGGAAUGCUCUUUUUUAUCUUUAUCCCCCCGCCCCCCAUUUUUUUCAAUUUAUUUCCAUUCGCGCCCAUUUCAGCGCUCUAUUUUUCCACACCGCCGUCGCAAUUAUCCACACACAAAAAGCAAAUUUUUCCGCCGUUUUUGCCUUUUUUCUCUUUCUUUUUCUGGUUUUGAUGCAUCAGCGGCAUUCUUUUCGCAAAAAAGCAUUUAUAACUAGGCUAAUUUAUUGGCUGAUUUUAGUGGGAAUCUAAAAAUCCACAUACAUUUUUUAUUUGUCUUUUAAAUGUUAUUGGUUAAUUUAUCACAAAGUUUGAGUUUAAACGAAAACAAUUUUUUCAAAUAGAAGAAAUUUCGAUACUAGUUUAGAAUCAGACAUUUUUACAUUUUUCCAAAGUAAUUUCAGAAAAUUUAUAAACUGGGAACUUUUGGGGAGCUUGAUCUAAAAAGUACGUAUCUGUAAGCUUUAAAGUUAGGAUAAGAUCUAACCUACAUAGGCAAUGUCGGAAGGACCCUCCGAGGGUCCGUAAAAGACCAUAGAAAUGUUCCUUUUAGGAUGAUGAAGGCUCUCUUUUUGCUGCCUUUUUGCACCAUUUUCUCAGCCCUUGUGCACCAUUUUUGCUGCCUCUCCCUUUCUCCACCAUUUCUCGAGCCUUUAAAAUCCCAGAAAAAUGGAAGGCUCGAUAAAGGGAGUCUCUGUGCUGCCGUUCGCUGCCUUUUUGCUGCCUGUCUGCGGCCUUUUUUGAGCCUCACCCUUUUAGCAGCCAUUAUACACCAUUCCGACUUUGCCCGAGCUACAAGAUUUUGAUUACGGUGUUUAGAAAAUCAAAUUAAGGUAUUCAGAAAACUAGAAAAAGAAUGAAUGAUCUUUGUCGUAAGAAGUUUUAGAAGACGUUUUGUAUAUACGUAUCUAUAAAUGCAUUUCUAAUCUUAGACUCUAAAAAUAGGCAAUGAGCAAAUAAAAAUAGCUUUACUCAAUCCCCAUUUACUUUUUCUUCCUUUUCAAACAGAGAAGGAGAGAAAAAAAGGACAGAACGUGGGCGAAGUGGCCUCGGGCGCCUUUUUCUUCUUUUUUUUUCUGUCCACACACCAAAUAAUAAGAUUUGAGGGGUUCUACCCACUUUUUUUUGGCUUUCUCUAUUCUCUUUGACAAUGAUGUGCUUCGCUGAAUGCAAGGAUUCUUUAGAGUUUGGACUGGGAAUUUUUUUUUUGAGCAUUUUACUUCUGGAGACUUUAAUUUUAGCUUCAAACAGACCACGAAAACUUUUUUUACACGUCUGAAGUUACACAUUUUUUCACGAUUUUCCUUUCUCAGGUUUAAUUUUGCAUUUUCUCAUACCGUUUGUAUCAAUUUCAAAUUUUUUGGAUUUCGAGAAAUUUCCUUCAAAAACAGUCGAUGAACGGGCUCCAUUGAACAUAUUUCGUAGUGAAAAUGAUAUAUAUUCUGAAUGAAACGUAUCCGAAAAAGCUUCCACUUUUCUUUUUUUCUUGAGGCAAAAGUCGCUUGCGUCGGUCUCUCUUCAGACAUUCAUAGGAGUCUAUGAUUAUCCUGCCCAGAUGGGGAGAUGCUCGGAAUUGUACUAUUUAUGAAUAAAGUCUUGAGAAGAACUUAAUCAUAGACCUGAAAAACGCUAUAAUUUUCUCGAAAUUUGAAUUUUUUGAAUAUUUUUUCCAUGAAACUAUGGUCGUAUUUAGAAUGGCUCAUCUGGACGUUCAGAGAAUCUUGGAAAAAAUGCCAUCAAGCGUAACUCGUUUUGAGUCGGAUGCGCCUUGGAGCAAUCGCUAGAAGUCAUUCCAAAAGCGAUCCUCGGUGAUGAGAAUUUAGAAGAUGUCAAAAAUGACAUUGAAAGCCUGAAAGUCAUAAAUUAGAGGAAAACUGGAAUUUUUCGAAGUUUUUCCCAUUUUUUCUUCAUUUUGAUAAUUUCUCACUUCUUAGGAACCUUCUUUCAGAAGUUCUGUAGAACUUGAAACUAGGAAUUUUCAAUUCAAUACAAUUUUGAACAUAAAUUUUUCUCCCAAAAGGAAUUUAUUUACAUGAUUUAUUAUUUCACAACACGUCUUCUGAAGCUUGAAACCAUAGAUCCUAAUAGUAAUCAACAUGUUUCUCGAGUUGAAAUAUUCAUCAGAAAAUAGGAACUUGGACGGGAACCAGAUCCCGUCCCACUCCUCCGUAAUUUCCCGCCUGAAAAAUUCAUAAUUCUCACGUGCCUUUUCUUCGUUUCUAUUGAAUAAUUGGUUCAUGGCGUAACGGUUUGGGCAUUAGACUGUCGAUUGAGGGACUCAAGUUCGAAGCCCCUUGUCAUUUUUAUUUUUUUUUCCCCCGAUGAGUUGAGAAAAUUCAGAAAUCACGUUAUUUUUUAAAAAGUUCAAUUAUUCUUGCUUUACAUGCCUUUUUUUCAAAACUUUUUCAAUUCUGUGCUCAUGGGGCAACAUAUAGAAAGAAAAUGGUCAUUUUGAAGACCCUGGUUCAAAUCCUCUCCCUCUUUUUGUUAAUAAAAAAGUUAUGUGGGCGAUUUUCAUCGGCGAAAACCGGAAAGAAAAUUUACUUUUUUUUCAUUUAUUCAUAUCCGCCUUCUGGAGUUUUUUUACACCAAUGUCAUUUCCCUUUUUUUCCUGGUUUGUUGGACUUUUUCAAUUCUUUUUCGAUAAAAGUAUGCCCAAUGAACCCUUGACCAGCCAUUUCGUAUAGAAGUUUCUCAGAAAAUCUUUUUUGGCCCAAGGCAAAAAAUAUUAAGUUUUCGUUUGCCCAGCCUCAUAUGGUCACAUUUUAUUGGAUUUUCAAGAACUGAACAGGUUUUUCGUUCGUAUUACGUUUUGGUUUUUUUUUUCGAAGCUUUAAGUUUUUCAUGACUUAUCAAUUCGGAGAAAAGCAUUCAGAUGUAUUCCUUCCAACAGAAAAUCAACGGAGAAAAGGUCAAGAAGUUCAAUUUUUUUGUAAUUCGUAAUUUUCUCUCGCUUCUCUAUGACAAAAAAAAAGAACUUGAAAAAAAAUCGAUUUUCCAUAAAAAUUGAAGAAAGAAAUAAAGGCGCGACUUGCUCCUUUAAUAAAAUUACCCCUCAGGGGCCUCGACCGAGCAAAUCUUUUUUUCUUUCCCUUUUUUUCUCGGCGAAAAUCUGACACUUUUCCUUUCUUCGUCAGCUUUUCCUCUUCUUCUUCGUAAGAGGCUCUUUGAGAUUUUACAAAUUUUCAAUCGCGUUAGACUAACUUUUUCAAUGAACCAAUUUUGGAGUUUGGCUUGAAUUUCGGAUAGAAUGGUCUUGAGAAGAAUCAUAAAAUAGUGUGGGUACGGUUGAACGCUUUCGCUAACUGAAAAUAAAAGUUCCUUCUCAAUUCUCAGAAAUUUCGAAAACUUCACGGGAUAUUGCGUCGGCAUUUCCGGCCCUUUUCCGCUUCGAAAAGCGAUUAUUUUCGACUUUUGAAACUUUUAGAAGGUUCGAAUGUACUAAAAUUCAAAAAUUUAUUCUAUUUUAGAAAUUUUUUUUAGUUUUUCUAAGCCUUGCGUCUCCUUAUCUGUCACGAAAGCUCUUUUUCUUUGUUUUUUCAAAAGAUUUUUCCCAGACUUGUUAAAAAAAUUAGUUUUUCAAGUUUCUAAAUGUUAUUGAUCACCUAAGUAUAUUAUGGGAUUUUUAGUAAUCGAUUUAGAAGUAUAUUUCUUUUUAUUCACAGAUGAAUACUCUAAAAGCUCAAAAAUUCCUUUUUCUAAUUCCAGGAACCUUAUUGAUCGCAACAAUGACCCGUUUGUAGUUUAUAGUAGUCACUGGAGAGAUUUCGACCUCAAAUUUUUCAUCAUUUUCAGAAUAAAAGUCUAUUUUUUCUCUCCAUUCUUUUCGGAGCGAACUCGGUCCCAUGACCCAUUUCCUGUUAUUCUGUCCGCUUAGCCACUUUAUCAGAGUCAAAAAACUUUUUUCUUAAAACUCUGACCAAAAAAUUGUCCGACGUCGUUAGGACUCGAUCCACCGACAGUUGUCCUCUCAUUCAACUCGCUUAGCCACUCAACCAAAGUUCCUCCUUCCACUCAAACAUACUCGAAUAAUGACAAGACAAAGCCUUCCUUGAUUGAUUUGCCGUUGUCGAAACAAAAGAAAAGAGCCGAAAUGCGAGAUUCUUCUGCAACUUUUUUCCUUCUUAUUCUUCUGAAGCCUCGCUAAACCAACAGAAAUGGGCGGAGUUGGACUCGGUGAGCACCAGGAAAAAUGUAGUCUCUGCAAAAAGAUUUGCUCUUGUUCUUCCUCGGGUCCACUCAAUUUAGGCUUUUUUAGGAGAUGGCUCAUGUUCCUUUGAACUUUCUUCCGUUUUCGGGAAAGUCACGCGACUUUUCAGAGGCUUUUUCAGUUCAGAAGCCGGAAAUUGUGGAUUUUUGUAGUCACGCAACUCAUGAGGCUACAAAAAUAUUUAUCCGAAAAAAUUCAUCGAUUUCAAUUUAUUGAAUUUUCUCUUUUUCUCGUGUUUUUCAGAAAAAUAAAAUGUUUUCAAAUUUGAGUCGCAACGAAAAAUUUCAUAAAACCACCAAAAACCGCUCUGAAACAGGAAAAAAAAAAAAUUUUUUAAACAUUUCUCGUUAUUCUCCAUUCCUAAAGAUGUUCAAUGGUUUCAGUUUUUUUUUUAAAUGCACUAUCAUGAUUUCUUUAAUAGAAAAAAGAACCAAAAGGUGGAAUUCGGAAUGGCCAGACGCAUUGCGGUCGCAUCUUUUCUUGGCCUAAAAAUCCUAUAUUUCUUCAACCCCAAAAACGUCAGUCGGAACGGAUUCAUCGGAAUUUUCAUAUUUUUUUAUUUAUUAGACCUUCAGAUUGCUCUGACCGCAUUUGUGCCGCCGUUUUUGGCGCAGAUGUCGUCGUCGACGUCGCCGCCAACGACGUCGCUUACGCCGCUCCGCGACGAGUGCGCCGUCAUCGUGACGUCAUACAACGUCUGCCUUUCCUUUGUAUUUAUUCUAUGUUUCCUGCUCUCGCUGCUGGGCAACGCUGUCGGUGAGUCGAGCUGUCUUCGGACUGAUAGCCUAGUGGGAUGAGACCUUGACUAUGGAAAAAGAGGUCACACGUUCGAUUUUUAUAGUCUGUUCAGAUUUUGAAUGUCAAGUGCAAUGACGUCAUUCAAAAACACUCUGCGGAUGGCUCGCUCUCUGAUUGGUUCAUCGCACCAUUAGGGGCGGAGCUUGAGCGACGACUUGACAUUCAAAAUCUGAAGAGAUUAUAGUGGUCUAUCUGCGGUUUCUUCAUUUUGCUGCUGUCAUUUUAGUCUUUUGAGCUUUUCCUGCGCAUCAAAAGAUCAAAAGUUGAAUCCGAUUUCCGUUUUUCUGCAAUCUUCAGUCUUUUUCUCUUUUCGCGGAAAGACUCUGGACCGGAACCCAAUAAAUUUUAGUCCCAAGAGGAAUCUCUACUUGAGAUUCUUACACGCCUUUGUUUCUAGUCUCAUCCUUCGAAAACAGAGUUUUGAGGAUAGGACAGAACUACGCAAUAGUGAGCAAAAAUAAAGAGAUUUUUUCAGUUAUCAUCACGAUUUUGGGCAAGAGCCACCGGUCGAGGUCCAUCACCAACUUUUACCUGCUCAAUCUGGCUUUUGCCGAUUUACUCAGGUAUUCUGCUGACCUCAUCAAAAUGAAUAAGAUGACGUCAUUUUCAGAAGCGUCGUCUGCAUUCCGACGACGUUGCUCAGCGAGCUGACGCACUGUUGGCUUCUUGGGGCUGCCAUGUGCAAAAUCGUCGCCUUCAUGCAACGUGAGUGACGUCAUCAAAUGAUCAUUUAGAUCAGAGCUGUUCUCGGGGCGGCCCCGGUCGACCGAGGGCGCCCCGAUUUGCGGCGUGUUCGAGGGCGGCCGCGGUCGGCCUUUGGUAAGGGUCAACUCGGUCGACCCGUAGAUACAAAUUUUUUUUUUGACUCCCGAUUUUUUGCGAAUUAUAAGAAAGCGAAAGAAGCGCAAGUUUUACUGAAAUGAAAGUGAAACAAAAAAACAUUUUUUUCGAGCACAUAAAGAAGAAAAACCGAUGAAAUGAGAUAUUAAUCCAAAAAUUCAAUAGUUUUCUAACCAGGGAAUAGUCUCAGCUCACAGUGGGACUUCUGAAAGAGACCAUAUUUUCUAGAUGUAGUUUUUUACGCUGAUUCCAAAUCCGUUUUCAAAAGCUGCCACCGAGGUCUGUGAAAAAAGUUAUGGACCCUCAAAGUCGAAAAUUUCCUAGUCUCCGAUCGAGCUCAUUUUUGGAGGGUAUAUAGGUCUUGUCCCCCUGGCCACAAAAAAACUAUCGAAUUCUUCUCGAAAAAAUUUCGAAGCCAAGAUAUGACCUUUCAAAGCCCCGCCGCACACAAGAGAAUGCGCGCGCGGUGUCCUAUUGCGAUCCGACGGCUGUCGAAGCAACGGCAGCGAGGAGCAGUGGAAAGGCGGCGGACUGGGGAUCACGAGGUCAUAGGUUCGGUGCCCACGCUGUGCAAACUUUUUUUGCAGUUUUUUCUUUUUUGGAUAUUUCCGUGUAAGUGCUCCUUUUGCGAGUUUCGAAACGUAGAAACAUGAAAACACUGCGUUUUGAGCCUAUUCAAACAGCUGGACUUCUUUUUGUCGCAAAUUUUUUUCAUGGAUUUUUUCGUGAUUUUCCAUGUGUUGGAGUGUCAAAAUUUUUCAGAAAAAUUUUUGUUUUUCUUUUGAACGCUGGCUAGACGCAAGUUUUUCAUAACUGCGAUGGUAGAAAACGCAGAAAUUUUUCGGAAUUUUUUUGGCUCCGGUUUUUUUACUUACCACUCUACGAGAAGAAAAACUUUCAAUUUUAUUUCUGGUUGUGGCUGAAAUUCCCGAGGAGGUUUCUUUGAUUCAUAAAUAAAAAAAUUUAGAACAAACUCCCCAAAAAAAUGUUUCGUUCAAUGUAAUUCCUGAAAAUUCAUAGUCAGACGGCAAAAAGACGACGGCAAAAGACGAAAAAAACAUUUUUUUCCUGUGAUCGACAAGCGUAGCCAUGAUGACUUGGGGUUAGACUAUAUUUGGAAAAAGAUAAGAUUUAAAAAAAAGCCAUAAAAAUUUUUCUGAAAAUUUCAAUACUCUAACCUAUGUUCAUACACAUGGAAAAUCACGAAAAAAUCCAUGAAAAAAAUUUGCGACAAAAAGAAGUCCAGCUGUUUGAAUAGGCUCAAAACGCAGUGUUUUCAUGUUUCUACGUUUCGAAACUCGCAAAAGGAGCACUUACACGGAAAUAUCCAAAAAAGAAAAAACUGCAAAAAAAGUUUGCACAGCGUGGGCACCGAACCUAUGACCUCGUGAUCCCCAGUCCGCCGCCUUUCCACUGCUCCUCGCUGCCGUUGCUUUGACAGCCGUCGGAUCGCAAUAGGACACCGCGCGCGCAUUCUCUUGUGUGCGGCGGGGCUUUGAAAGGUCAUAUCUUGGCUUCGAAAUUUUUUCGAGAAGAAUUCGAUAGUUUUUUGUGGCCAGGGUGACAAGACCUAUAUACCCUCCAAAAAUGAGCUCGAUCGGAGACUAGGAAAUUUUCGACUUUGAGGGUCCAUAACUUUUUUCACAGACCUCGGUGGCAGCUUUUGAAAACGGAUUUGGAAUCAGCGUAAAAAACUACAUCUAGAAAAUAUGGUCUCUUUCAGAAGUCCCACUGUGAUCUGAGACCAUUCCCUGGUAAGUGGCCAGAACAAUAUACAGAACUAGAGAAAACAAAAUAAUAAAUAAGAAAAGAAUUUGAAAUUUUUCACAUCAUCAGGAAUUUCAUUUUUCGCAAAAAAAGUUCAUUCAAACCACUAUUUGAAAUAUUAAUUUUUUAUUUACAACGAGAAAAAAACGAAAAAGAUUCGAAAAAAAGUGAAAUCAAAAAAAGCCCGAUUUCUAUCAAAAAAACAAUAAAAUUAAACUUUUUCAUGGAUCAUAAAUAACUUAAACAUUCAUUUUUCAGUAUGAAAAACCGGAAUAAAAAAACAAAAAAAUACGGAAAAAUCCUCGCGCUCGCUUCGGGGGCCUGAAUGAAAACCGCUUCGCGGGCCGGGGCGCUCAGGGGCGCGUCGCGGUCGGGUCGGGGCGGCCUCGGCCAGGGUCGCCCCGACUUGAGAACAGCUCUGAUUUAGAUGAUGUCAUUUGGAAGGAAGCUUCUUAAGAUUCUUGACGUCAUCUCCAUAGCGUAUUUUCAAAAAAUUGUCUUUUUUCGAUGACGUCCCCUCAAAAAUGACGUCAUGUUAUCAAGAAACAGGAGCAAUUCUGAAAAAAAAUAUUAUAUAAUUGUCGCUUUAAACUGGGUUUCAAGUUUAUUCAAAGAUAUUUAUGUCUGAAACUUCAGUUUUUAUGACGUCAUUUCUCUAAUAAUGACGUCAGAAUUUCUAGCCGUCGGCGUCUGCGCCUCGGCCUACACUCUCGCCGUGAUUGCCGUGGAGCGAUAUUAUGCCAUUUGCCGACCUCUUCAAUCCCGAAAAUGGCAUACAAAGGUUAUUUUAUGACGUCAUACAUUUGUUAAAACGUCAUUUUUUUCGUAGAAACGUGCGCUGGUGACAAUAUUCUUGGUCUGGUGCUUCUCAUUUUCAGCCAACUUGGGUAGUCUCUUCGUUUUUGAUGCGGUUCCAAUUGGGUUCGUUUCAUUUCAAAACUUCGGAAAAAGAGAAUUUUUCGGUUGCAGAUCGAAAUAUAAUUGUGAUUCGACGCAGGGAAGGACUGUGGAUUUUGUCUAUCAAUUGUAUUUGACUUUCGUGAGUUCAUUAAUUAUUUUAGUUCGAAAUGAAAAAAAAAAACGUUGUGCUAUUAAAGGCGCAGGGCGUGGCCUGGAGGAUAAUAAAAUGUCGAAAAAAGAUUGUAGUUCUCGGAGCUUGAUUCAAGUUUUUUUUUUGGGUUCUUACACCAUUUUUAGGCUUUUCUAACUUUCUUGAAACUGAGAACUCUGUUUUAAAAAGGUCAUAGAUUUUUAAAUUUCAGGCCUUAUUAUUCGUACCAUUGGCUCUGAUGGUUGGUUUAUACGGAAACGUGAUUUUCACCCUGAACACAGCCAUAAAUAGCGAUCAUCCGACGAUGGAACAGCAACUUAUCGGAUCAGGUUGGUUUGAAAAAAAAACAAGGGCUAAAAAAUAAGGAGUAGAAGGAAAAAAAAGUUUUAGGUCUUCCUGCACGGGCCUCGUUCUCGGAUUGGCUUUUCAACGCCGUCUCGAGGGUGCCGAGCUUGAAAAUCCCUAAAGAGGUACCUUCGAAAUACAGAUGGUCUCUCAGAUUCAAAAAAAACUCUUUGUUGAGCUUUCAAAGCCCAUAAGUAUUUUUGGAGCUGUUCCGAAAUGAAGAAACUUGAGUAUCAUUACAUGCGUUGCGUGUCGCCUCGCGGCUCUCUCUUCCGAUUUCAUACACCUCUUCUUUCAACGAACUAUAAAGCAAAUCGCUCAAAUACCAUCUUUAGAACAGCUUUAAAGCCAGACAGAACCCUCUUUCGAGUUCUUUUUUCGAAGCUCAAAAAUCUUCGCUCCAAUCGAACUUUCGCCGCUGGAAGAGGAAUUAGUAGAAAGAGAUUUUUGAGUCAUGCGAAUUUGGAAUUAAUUAGACCCGCAGCUUUUUUUUCACCCCAUAAAAUUGACAAGACUUUAGCUUCCUUUUUUAGCCGAGAGCCGGAGAUUUUUUUUUCGAGAAGGAAGUUUUUUCUUCGUUUUUAAAUUGGUCUGGUUCGCUACAAUCAUAAUUUAUAGGAGAAAAAGAAUAGAAUUUUCGAUCGAAUUAAAAUCAUAAAAAGCUCAAUCAGGUUAAAAUUCAAUGAUUUGAAAUUAUUUCCCAGGAAAAAGAGAAAAGUUCUCUGGCGAUCCCUCUAAGUAUACGGUCUUCGAGGCCCAGCCGAUCAUUUUCUUCAUUUUUCACGACGCCCCGAGGAUCUAUUGACUCCUCGAUGCUCCUCAGAUCUACGAAUCAAGUGAUUUCUAGCUUAACAAAAAGAUAUGAUUGAAAAAUCCAGGAAAAAAUCCUGAUAGCGAAGAAGAAAGUGACGCGGAUGCUGAUCACUUUAGUGAUCGUUUUCGCGUUUUGUUGGGUACCCUCGUACGUCUGGUGGAUCGCUGUCAGGAUGGCUGAUUUGACGGUAAGGCUUUUGUUUGUAGUUUGAUCUUGAUGAAAUAGAAGUUCUCAGAAAAAAAACUUUUACUCGAAAAAGAGAACGAAAAAUCAAUGGAAAACUUGAAUAUAGUUCGAAAUUUGUAGCGGCCACUCGAUGGAUAUCAGAAAAGCUCCUUUUUUGCUUGGAACUGUUGUUACACUUUAAGAAUAAUCUUUCGAAUCGAGGACCACUUCAAAUGGGAAUCACUGAAGGGAUCCCUCCAAAUUCUUAAAUAAAUCGGUUUUCCGAAUUUUUUUUUAAACUUCAGCUUUUUUGUUGUUUUAAUCAUCAAAAAGGAACUUUAGGGAAAUAAUCUGUGGCACUCGGGCUUGAACUCGGCGCUGACCAUCCUGACGUACGUGUCGUCGUUGGCCAACCCGAUCACCUACUGCUUCAUGAACAAAUCGUUCAGAGCCUCGGUCAUCUCGCACUGUACUUGGUGCGCUGCUGUGAAACGGCCUAGCACGGUUCGUUCUCACUUUUCGAGUUUUUAUUCCAAUGAAAAACAAACGAACAAGAUUUUUGAAAAGACGUUUCGCAAAAAAAGACCGAUAUCUCGAAUUUCAGUGCUCUCCGGUGAUCAAAAAGUCUUCUCGAGAAGUUCUCCCACCGACGCCGCUCCCAAUAAUCAGAGUCAGUGUUUUUUCCAUCAUUCAUUGGAAAAAAGAGUAUUUCAGGUCGAUCUCGCCCUGGACAGCACUAUCCAUAUUUGA
Caenorhabditis auriculariae is the source of this 14229-nucleotide messenger RNA. The record is from the annotation of a GenBank genome assembly. NCBI's taxonomy places the organism in Eukaryota, Metazoa, Nematoda, Chromadorea, Rhabditida, Rhabditidae.